This is a messenger RNA of Bacillus rossius redtenbacheri, 2114 nucleotides long. RefSeq lists its product as uncharacterized. The record is from RefSeq and is a predicted model, not a curated record. The transcript has 2 exons. The coding region runs from base 110 to 1741 and encodes 543 amino acids. Lineage: Eukaryota; Metazoa; Arthropoda; Insecta; Phasmatodea; Bacillidae.
GUUUGCUACUGAAGACAAGAUCUCUCCCGAUCGGGACAGGAAGACACCAUCAGCAGCGGUGAAGAGAGAGGUGUCGGCAGGAGGGGUGGACGCGAAUACGUCCACCGGCAUGGAAAACCCAAGGGAUGCCCGAGAGACCAAGCGGCACGACGUCGUGGCUAGGAAUAUGCGCGAGUCCCGGCAGGCGCAUUAUGACGAUUACGAAGACGAUUACGAAGAUGAUUACGAAGAAGAUUACGAAGACGAUUACGAAGAAUGGAGACGACAGCAGCCUGUUAUGCGACCAAAGGAAGAGGAAGAAAGCAGCGAUGACGACCACGUGAUGAGGCGGCGGCCCGGUAUGCGACCAAAGGAAGAGGAAGAAGGCAGCGAUGACGACCACGUGAUGAGGCGGCGGCCCGGUAUGCGACCAAAGGAAGAGGAAGAAGGCAGCGAUGACGACCACGUGAUGAGGCGGCGGCCCGGUAUGCGACCAAAGGAAGAGGAAGAAGGCAGCGAUGACGACCACGUGAUGAGGCGGCGGCCCGGUAUGCGACCAAAGAAAGAGGAAGAAGGCAGCGAUGACGACCACGUGAUGAGGCGGCGGCCCGGUAUGCGACCAAAGAAAGAGGAAGAAGGCAGCGAUGACGACCACGUGAUGAGGCGGCGGCCCGGUAUGCGACCAAAGGAAGAGGAAGAAGGCAGCGAUGACGACCACGUGAUGAGGCGGCGGCCCGGUAUGGGACCAAAGAAAGAGGAAGAAGGCAGCGAUGACGACCACGUGAUGAGGCGGCGGCCCGGUAUGGGACCAAAGAAAGAGGAAGAAGGCAGCGAUGACGACCACGUGAUGAGGCGGCGGCCCGGUAUGGGACCAAAGAAAGAGGAAGAAGGCAGCGAUGACGACCACGUGAUGAGGCGGCGGCCCGGUAUGCGACCAAAGAAAGAGGAAGAAGGCAGCGAUGACGACCACGUGAUGAGGCGGCGGCCCGGUAUGGGACCAAAGGAAGAGGAAGAAGGCAGCGAUGACGACCACGUGAUGAGGCGGCGGCCCGGUAUGGGACCAAAGAAAGAGGAAGAAGGCAGCGAUGACGACCACGUGAUGAGGCGGCGGCCCGGUAUGGGACCAAAGAAAGAGGAAGAAGGCAGCGAUGACGACCACGUGAUGAGGCGGCGGCCCGGUAUGGGACCAAAGAAAGAGGAAGAAGGCAGCGAUGAUGACCACGUGAUGAGGCGGCGGCCCGGUAUGGGACCAAAGGAAGAGGAAGAAGGCAGCGAUGACGACCACGUGAUGAGGCGGCGGCCCGGUAUGGGACCAAAGAAAGAGGAAGAAGGCAGCGAUGACGACCACGUGAUGAGGCGGCGGCCCGGUAUGGGACCAAAGAAAGAGGAAGAAGGCAGCGAUGACGACCACGUGAUGAGGCGGCGGCCCGGUAUGGGACCAAAGAAAGAGGAAGAAGGCAGCGAUGACGACCACGUGAUGAGGCGGCGGCCCGGUAUGCGACCAAAGAAAGAGGAAGAAGGCAGCGAUGACGACCACGUGAUGAGGCGGCGGCCCGGUAUGGGACCAAAGAAAGAGGAAGAAGGCAGCGAUGACGACCACGUGAUGAGGCGGCGGCCCGGUAUGGGACCAAAGAAAGAGGAAGAAGGCAGCGAUGACGACCACGUGAUGAGGCGGCGGCCCGGUAUGGGACCAAAGGAAGAGGAAGAAGGCAGCGAUGACGACCACGUGAUGAGGCGGCGGCCCGGUAUGCGACGAGAAUAAGAGGAGGAUGAAUACAGCAACGAGUACGAGGCGAUGCGACGGCAACUGCGGCGACAGCCCUGGUUGCUCGAGCGGCUGGCGCGGCUGAUGCAGUCGCGGAGACUGCGGUUCUGGCUGGGGCUGACAGCCUGCCACGACUAGGGCUGCCAGUCCGCUGAGGACACCAGGCUGUCCUGAGAGCCCCUAGUCCGUGGACCCACAGGGCGCAAUGAUGGCUUCCACCAGCUACCGCGGCCAAUGAAGGCAGGGCCGGAUUUAGGGGAGGGCAACCGGGGUGAAAACCCCGGGGCCUCCACAAACGGAGGGCCCCCACAAUAGAGAUUUCGGAAAAAAAAUCUUUCAAAUUUCGACAAGUAAACACUAGUAAACAUAU